Molecule: messenger RNA, 1374 nt
Organism: Rotaria sp. Silwood1
Lineage: Eukaryota; Metazoa; Rotifera; Eurotatoria; Philodinida; Philodinidae
Source: the annotation of a GenBank genome assembly
AUGAAUAUUAUCUAUUAUUUUCUAUCAAUAAUUAUCCUCAAGAUUCAUCUUAUUGAAUCAUAUAAUGAUACAAAUAAUGGUAUUCGUAUACAAAUAUUCGAUAAUAUAGCUGAAAUUUCUCGACCCAUAUCAGGAUUUGAUUUACCUAUAACAUAUACUCAACAAGAAUGGUCUGAUAUACGAUCAGAUUCAUUUCGUUUAGUUGGCGAUUAUGUUAAGAUUCAAGGACAAAUUAUUUCUCAUAAUCGUACUUCUUUAAAUGGUCAAAAAAUAUUUGUUCAACGUAAUUUAAAAGAUGAUACAUUUAUAGAAGCUAUAAUGAUUGAUGAAACACGAAAUUUAAUACAUGAUUUAACUGAUAAUACAUAUUAUACAAUAACAUCAGAUCGUAUAAGAUAUUUAUCAAUUCCACCUGUACGAAAUUAUUUUGUUAAUUUUAUAUUUCAUACAAGUCAUGUCGAACAACUUUAUUUACGUUAUUUACAAAAUAAUAUUAAAUGGAAAGUUCGUUAUGAUCUUUUAUUAGAAACUAAUGAUACUGAUUCUAUUUUACAAGCUUAUGCUGAUAUACGAAAUGAUGGAAGUUCACCAUUGAUGAUUGAUUCAGCUGAAUUAAUUAGUGGUGAUGUUAAAAUUCUAUCUACUUCUUCCUCAUUACCAUCACAAUAUUACAAUAACAAUGGUGGCUUUGCUUCUUAUGAUGGUGUUGGAGGUGCUGCUGCUAAUCUACAAGCAGUGCCUACAACAACAAGUCCUGCACCAAUAAUAUCUUCAAGUCAGGAAUUAGCUGGUAUAUAUGUGUUUUCAAUAAAUGAAACAUUUAUUCUUGAUCCUCAAUCAAAUUUUAUUCUUCCAAUGUUUCGUCCAGUGAUUGAUAUUGAGCGUUAUGGUUUAAUAGAAAAAUAUUUUCGACCGAUGGAUAAUCGUGGUAAUGCACGACGUGCUUAUCGUCUUCGUGUACCAGAUACAUAUUUACCUAAAGGACAUGUAUUUGUGCGUGAAUCAGAUCGUUUAGUUGGUGAAACUAAUUGGUUGGACCAUUCAGCUAAUGAAACCAACGAAUUUACUUUAGGUGAAGAUCCUGAUUUACAAUAUAUUGAAUAUGUACAAUUAAAUUCUCGACGACAAGCAUAUGAAGCAAAUGGCUAUCGUUUUGUUUUAUCAACAUUUACAAUUAAUUUACAUUUAAUUAAUAAUAAAAAUCGUUCAAUAAAUUUUGAAUAUCGUUUAAUAUUUUCUUCACAAGAUAAUUUAACAUUAAAAGAAAAUACCAGUGAUAAUUUAUUACAAGUUGACGGUUCAACUAUUAGUGGUAUAUUUCAAUUGAAUGAAAAUCAAAAACAAGAAAUUCAAUUUAUAAUUGAAACACAAUAA